Messenger RNA from Ricinus communis (castor bean), 4637 nucleotides. RefSeq names its product phosphatidylinositol 4-kinase beta 1. Gene Ontology annotation, biological process: phosphatidylinositol-mediated signaling; phosphatidylinositol phosphate biosynthetic process. Gene Ontology annotation, cellular component: cytoplasm; membrane. The transcript is spliced from 17 exons. NCBI's taxonomy places the organism in Eukaryota, Viridiplantae, Streptophyta, Magnoliopsida, Malpighiales, Euphorbiaceae. The record is from RefSeq and is a predicted model, not a curated record. Gene Ontology annotation, molecular function: 1-phosphatidylinositol 4-kinase activity. The coding region runs from base 459 to 3725 and encodes 1088 amino acids.
UACCAGAACCCAAUUCUUAAUACAUGAAAAGAACAAAAAAAAGAAAUUUAAAAACUUCUAAUAUUAACAACAAUUACCUCAGCUUCCCUUCCUUUCUCUCUCUCUCUCUCUCUCUCUCUGUGAUAGCAUAGAACCCAACAUCCCAUCACCACCGUCGCCACCACAACCACAACCACCGCCAUCGCAAACGGCGUCCUUUCGUAAGUAGCAGAUUCAUAGAUCCGCUCUCAAAGUCCCCACUCUUCCUUACAAAUUCAAAAUUCUUAUAAGCUCCCCUGGAAUUAGGGUUUCUGGUCAAUGACCGGAUUUAGCUUACAGAAUUUAGAUUGAAUCAACUGAGAGCUCUUAAACUAAGACUCGUCUCAUAAUUGGGGUUUUGAUCAAAGGUUUUAGGGAUUCUUAGGGUUUAAUAUCGAUCUGGUGUUUGGAAAAUCGAAGUUAGGGUUUAUGAUGAUAGAAUGACAAUGGUGCGGCUUCUAGGUCUAAGUCGUGGAGAAUCAGACGAGCUACCUAGAGAAAUCACCUCGCGAAGUAACCUAAUUAGUGAGUCUGGUGAGAGUGGAUGGUUAAUCAGGUUCUUUGACUCGUCUUUCUUCUGCGAGUGGAUCGCAGUGAGCUACUUAUACAAGCAUGAGCAUGCUGGGGUGCGUGAUUAUCUAUGUAAUAGAAUGUAUACAUUGCCGUUAUCUGGUAUUGAGAGUUAUUUGUUUCAAAUUUGUUACAUGUUAAUACAUAAGCCGAGUCCGUCUUUGGAUAAAUUUGUAAUUGAUAUAUGCUCUAAGUCUUUACUCAUAGCUUUAAAGGUGCAUUGGUUUUUGUUGGCGGAGAUUGAGGAUUCCGACGACAAUGAAGGAAUUAGUAGGAUUCAGGAAAAGUGUCAAAUAGCAGCAACUUUGAUGGGAGAAUGGCCCCCACUUGUUCGCCCACCAAAUGAGUCUUCUACUCCUGGGAGUAAGAACCAGGUUUUGAAUAAAAUUCUUUCAUCAAAACAGAAAUUGUUGUCGCUGACAUCUUCCCCACCUGUGAAUAAGUCUUUGUCAUUUUCACCGUCAUCAGGGAAUAAUCUACAGGAGGAUGGAAACCCUUUAUCACCAGAUGAGAACAAGAUUUUUAAGAAGUUUAUUCCGGGUCCAAAAGUUAGAGAUGCACUGUUGUUUAGGAAAUCAGUGGAGAAAGAUGACGAUGAGAGUGAGAAGAAUGGAUUUUUCAAAAGGCUUUUGAGGGAUAGCAGUAAAGGUGAUGAUGAGGAGUUGACAUCAAGCUCCGAUGGCUUUUUCAAGAAAUUUUUGAGAGAUAGCAGUAUUAGAGGAGAGGAUGAGGAAUUGACAUCAACAUCAGAUGGCUUUUUCAAGAGGCUUUUGAGUAGUAAAGGUGAAGAUGAGGAAUUGACGUCAAGUUCAGAAGGGUUUUUUAAGAGGUUAUUUCGUGAUAGCAAGAGCGAUGGUGAUGAGAAGCCAGUUACUAAAUCUAUGGAAGAUGAUGAUAAGGAUGGUUUUUUUAGGAAAUUUUUUAAGGAGAAGUUUGAGGACAAGAAGGAUGGAAAUGACAGGAAUGAGCAUGAAAAAAGAGUUAACUCUGAAGAGAAAUGUUCAAGAUCUUCUGAGGAUGAUGAAAAGGAGGGGUUUUUCCGGAAGCUGUUCAAGGAAAAGUUUGAGGAUAGAAAAGAUGGAAAUGAUAAAAUUGAUGAGGCAAAUAUCAAUGGUGAGGAAGAAGAAUCUUCUGACUUUUCAUUGUUUCGAAGAUUGUUUCGUGUGCAUCCUGAAGAUGUCAAAAGUACUUCAGUAAAUGAGAGUAGCAAUGGUGGUUUAUUUGAGGGCAGCCCGGGGACUGAGAACUUUUUCCGCAAAUUGUUCAGAGAUCGUGAUCGUUCAGUUGAAGACUCAGAGUUGUUUGGUUUGAAGAAGAACAAAGAGAAACGUCCUGGUUCACCAAAGCAACAGAAUGAAAAGUCGAGCACAAAGCCCCCACUUCCUAAUAAUACUGCAUCACAUUUCCGAAAAGGGGCUUAUCAUGAGUCACUAGACUUUGUGAUGUCGUUAUGUGAGACGUCUUAUGGAUUAGUUGAUGUAUUUCCUGUUGAAGAUCGCAAAAGUGCUCUUUGUGAGUCACUUGCAGAUAUCAAUUUGCAUAUAGCUGAAGCUCAAAAUAGUGGAGGAGUUUGCUUUCCAAUGGGAAAGGGGAUGUAUCGUGUAGUUCAUAUACCUGAAGAUGAAGCUGCUCUUUUGAAUUCUAGGGAAAAGGCACCAUACCUGAUUUGCGUUGAAGUUUUGAAAUGUGAUACGCCAAGCAAUACCAAGGAUGCAUCUGCUGUUCAAAAGCUUUCCAAAGGAGGAAUUCCUCUGGCAAAUGGAGAUGCAUUUUUGCCAAAGCCUCCUCCAUGGGCCUAUCCUUUGUGGACUACCCAAGAAGUGUAUCGGAAUAGUAGUGACAGGAUGUCAAGAUCUACAGCUCAAGCUAUUGACCAGGCUAUGUCACAUGCCAUGGAGUCAAAAUUGAAAUUUGUCAGUGUGACCCUCUCUUUGGAGAAGCAAGUUUCUCGACAGUCAAUGAAUAUUCGCCAUGGUAUAAAUCGUAGCGGAGCACAUCAAAGAGCAGUGGAUGGCGGUGAUUUGGAAUGGGUAAGGGUAGUGCUGACAGCAGAUUCUGGAGUUCGGAUGGAAGAUAUUGGGGAUCAAGGACCACCACGUCGAAGGGAGCAUCGCCGUGUCCCCAGUACGAUUGCUAUAGAAGAAGUGAAGGCUGCUGCAGCCAAAGGAGAAGCGCCUCCUGGCCUUCCUCUGAAAGGAGCUGGUCAAGAUUCAUCAGAUGCACAACCCAGGGUUAAUGGUGGCACCUCUGAAGCUAGUGAUGCACUAUCUGGUGAGCUUUGGGAGAUAAAGAAAGAGAGGAUUCGUAAAGCUUCAGUAUAUGGGAAGCUACCUGGUUGGGACUUGCGCUCUGUUAUUGUAAAAAGUGGUGAUGACUGUAGGCAGGAGCAUCUUGCUGUGCAGCUUAUUUCUCAUUUUUAUGAUAUAUUCCAAGAAGCUGGUCUCCCUCUCUGGUUACGUCCUUAUGAAGUCUUAGUCACUUCUUCUUAUACAGCUCUUAUUGAGACAAUUCCUGAUACUGCCUCACUUCAUUCUAUUAAAAGUAGAUAUCCCAGUAUCACAAGUUUGCGUGACUUCUUUGUCGCUAAGUAUGAGGAGAACUCCCCAAGUUUUAAGCUUGCGCAGAGGAAUUUUGUAGAAAGUAUGGCUGGAUAUUCUCUAGUGUGCUACCUUCUGCAGGUGAAGGAUAGGCACAAUGGAAACUUAUUAAUGGAUGAAGAAGGUCAUAUUAUACAUAUUGAUUUCGGAUUUAUGCUCUCUAAUUCACCUGGUGGUGUUAAUUUUGAAAGUGCGCCUUUCAAAUUAACCCGAGAACUACUUGAGGUCAUGGAUUCUGAUGCCGAGGGUAUUCCAAGCGAGUUCUUUGACUAUUUCAAAGUUUUAUGCAUUCAGGGCUUCUUAACAUGUAGAAAGCAUGCAGAGCGUAUUAUUCUUUUGGUUGAGAUGUUGCAGGAUUCCGGGUUCCCAUGUUUUAAAGGUGGUCCACGAACAAUACAGAACCUAAGAAAAAGAUUUCAUCUAAAUUUGACAGAAGAGCAAUGUGUCUCCUUGGUGCUUUCUCUUAUCAGCAGCAGCUUAGAUGCAUGGCGGACACGGCAGUAUGACUAUUAUCAGAGAGUGUUGAAUGGGAUAUUGUGAAGUUAGAUUUUUCAUGGUAACUGCAUUCUUUGCACCCUUUGACAAGUUGCCAGUAUGGUGAAGCAUUUUUAUCGGAGUUGCACAUAAAUCACUGUCAUACAAGGGCAAUUGCUUCAUCGCAUUGUGGCAUUGGGAUUUUGUCGAAGAUGUACCAAAUGCUAAGCGAAUAUAGCCUGUUUUAACUUGGUGUGAGGAGUUUGUAAUUGUAUCGGCUGAAAGACUUCUAGGAAGUCUAGCAGGCUAAAUUAUCUUCAGUGCUCUUCUUUUUUCGCUGUUUCCUGUUGUCAUUUAUCAUGAGAUCCUGCUGGCAUUUGAGGAAUUUAUUUACUCAAAAGGAAGGCAUGUGCUUCUACCCUUUUCAGACAGCAUGUACAGAGCGAUUCCUAUCAGGACAAUGGACCAGACAUGAAAAGGAUUACGAGGCCACAAUUGCUGGUCGGAUCACCUACCGGAUAGUGGUCAGCGGAAGCAAACACAAGUAGCAAAUAUUUGUUGUUUUGUAUAUCUACCAUUUUGCUGUUAGAAGUUGAUAUGUGUUCUUCAAUAGAAGGUUGGCAGACAACAUGAGAAGGUUGGCCUGUUUGUCAUUUCUGGUGUCGACAAUUUUAUGGCAAGUUUUGCUGUGUAAUUGCUCGACAGUGUUUAUGGCAAGUCUUGCUGUGUAUUGCACGACGGUGUUUAUGGCAAGUCUUGCUGUGUAAUUGCUCGACAUGUUCUACCAGGAAGUUGUGUUUGUAAUAUGAAUACAUCGGGUAACAUGGUAUUAUAUUUUCUUUGAAGGUAAAAAGUUUUGUUUAUUGAAAUUCCAGUUGUAUAUCAUGGUCUUGGUGGGCAUUGAAUUAUGGUUCACAUUGUAUUUUAUAUCAUCUCGAGUUUGUACACUAGCUUGCAAUAUGCUAGGUUUCUCCGUCA